This is a messenger RNA of Oncorhynchus kisutch (coho salmon), 2265 nucleotides long. RefSeq names its product monoglyceride lipase (gene mgll). NCBI's taxonomy places the organism in Eukaryota, Metazoa, Chordata, Actinopteri, Salmoniformes, Salmonidae. The transcript has 8 exons. The coding region runs from base 356 to 1264 and encodes 302 amino acids. The record is from RefSeq and is a predicted model, not a curated record.
ACAUGCAGAAUGACAGAUGUAACAAAACAAAGAUAUAUAUAUAGACAGAGAGCGAGAGAGAGAAAUUGAAAUGAGAGAGCAAGAGAGAGGGGGGCGGGGAGACCCCAUUUGGGGCUCAGCAGAAUGACAGAGCGGAUAGAGAGGAGGUCUAGUACUAAAAGGUGCCUCCGCCACUGGGAACGGGUUUCAGUCCGUGUGUAUUGAUGUUUCCUCGCGCACGCUUCUCUCUCUACAUUCUUCAGCCUACGAGCGGCCACGCAACCUCAGCAGAGAGCGCGGAGAAGGCAGAGCCGUUUGUGAGGAAGCGCAACUUUACAGACCUUUCAGGACAUAAGAGUGGCUCCUAGGCGUCUACAUGCCCGAACCAGAAGAUCCGCGGCGGACUCCGCAAGGUGUCUCCUACGCCGACCUGAAGCACUUCGUCAACGCCGACGGACAGCACUUAUUCUGCCGCUACUGGGAGCCAGAGGACCCCCCAAGGGCUCUGGUGUUCGUGGCACAUGGGGCAGGAGAGCAUUCUGGGCCGUAUGAUGAGAUCGGCCAGACCCUGAAGGAGCAGUCCCUGCUCGUCUUUGCGCACGACCACGUUGGCCAUGGCCAGAGUGAAGGAGACCGGAUGAAUAUUAAGGACUUCCAGGUGUUUGUCAGAGACUCCCUCCAGCACAUUGAUCUGAUGAAGGGCCGACACCCCGACCUGCCUAUCUUCAUCAUCGGACACUCUAUGGGUGGAGCCAUCUCAAUUCUGACGGCGUGUGCACGACCGAGCGACUUUGCCGGCGUGGCUCUGAUCGCUCCUAUGGUCAGGAUGAACCCAGAGUCUGCCACGCCCUUCAAGGUGUUCCUGGUUAAAGUCGCAAAUCACAUUGUGCCCAGUCUCACUCUGGGCUUGAUUAAGUCUAAAUGGAUUUCACGGGACCAAACACAGGUGGAAGCAUAUGACACUGACGAGUUGAUCUAUCACGGUGGGGUACGUGUGUCAUUUGCCAUGCAGAUGAUAGGCGCGUCGGAGCGGAUCGAGAGAGUGAUCCCCGCCAUCACCUGGCCCUUCCUGCUUCUCCACGGCGACGUCGACAAGCUGUGUGACAUCGGAGGGUCCCAGAUGAUGUUUGACAAGGCCCAGAGCACGGACAAGAAGAUCAAGGUAUAUGACGGAGCAUACCAUGCCCUGCACCAUGAACUCCCAGAGACUGCAGCGUCAGUGCUCAAGGAAGUCACCGGCUGGAUCUCCGAGCGUCUCCCUGCGUCUCCUUCUCAGGGGUCCUAGUCUCCUCUUCCUCUGCACCCCCCCCAUCCCAACCAACCCUGCCCUCCAUGCUGUAUUACCACUGUAUGAACCUCAAACCUUUCUACAUUUGUACUGACCAUUUGAAAUACUAAUGCCAACUUGUCAGUAAUCUUUGGACCGCUAGGGCCAUUGUAGGGAAGUCCUGAUUUACCAGGCUCUACAUUAGGAACAACAGCUGUGCCCCAGAUGCCAGGCAGCAGGUCAUAGUACAUAUAUCAGCCAUGUCUCCCUGUACUGAGUUCAAAGAGAGCCAUGCUGAGAGCUGGGCCAAGCGCAAUUCACAGAGGCAUUUUUGUAAUUUGUAACCACGGUGAUCACCAGGCCGACAGAAACGUGUUGAAUUCCCCCCAUGCUGCGGCGCUCCCUUUUGUGUGUUGCCGUGGAGACAACUGGCCUUUGUUCUCCCCUCCAUAUCUCAGAUCUUCUGAUCAUAGAGUCAAACAUCUUGGACUUUUUUGAACGCCCCCAGACUGCUGCCCCCAAUGGUUAUUUGUCAGAACUGCAGGUUUUUGGUGGCUGCAGCCCAAGACCAGAAGCUGAAGCCCGUUACCAUGGCAGCAUCUCAGAAAAAAAAAGGUUGAAUCCAUUGGAGCGCCACUGUAAAACGAGGCAUGCUGUGACCCAUUAUACAGUAGAUGCAGUGUACAGACAAAGGCAUCACUUCGCUGCAGUUGACUCUGCAUUUAUGAAGCUGACAGGGCCUUAGGGUACCACCUGCAACAUCAACAUUUAUGGGUGUUCCCCAUAGUCUGCAUUGGACUAAUACAGAUUACAAUGUAUUGUUAUGAGUGGAAAGCCCACCUAUCUUGUUACAUUUAUGAUUGAUGCUUACUGGCCAAUCGGAUGAAAGCUCUCUUAUAUUGUUUGAGUGUCAGAUUGACUUGACAGAUGGCCCCGGCAUGGAACACAUAGUUAUCGUGCUGGAGCUAGUCCGUCUUUGUGUGGUUAACAAACUGUCAAUAAACAGCAGAAAGAGAGAA